AUGCACCCGGAAGAAGUUUAUGAUACUGUGGAAAUAUUCUUGAAACAAAAUGAGAGGGAGAAUAAAUUUACAAAAGGCCGACCGGGGAAAAAAUGGCUUACUUUGUUUUUGCGAAGACAUCCCGAAGUAACUAAAAGAAACGCUGAAAUAAUAUCAAAAGCUAGGGCAGCGGUUACAGAAGAGGCCAUCAGAAAUUGGUUUACUGAAUUGAACAAGUUUUUAGAGGAAGAAAAUGCCUUAGACAUUAAAGAUGACCCGACUCGUAUUUUCAAUUCAGAUGAAACUGGCGUCAUGACUUGUCUUAAAACGGGGCUGAUUUUGGGGCCCAAAAAUUAUAAAAAUACAUACGAAAUCGCAAGUGGGAAAGAAAAAGAAUCAAUCACAGUCCUAUGUACAUUCUCUGCUGAUGAUGCAGUUGACUACUCACGCUGCAUAAGUAAUAGAAGGCAAGAAAUUGCGCAACAAAACCAAAAAGGCACCACAACCUCUAGUCUUCAUGACCAAAAAGAGGAUCUACGAAGUACGAUCAAGGUUAUAGAAGGUGAAGUUGGCCAGAUGAUAAGAAAUGAGUUUGUCAUGUCUUACAAUUUAAACCGUUCUCAUCCCCAUCAAUAUUUUGAGCUGUGGAAAAAAUGUAGAAAUCAACUUGAGAAUAAAAAACAGAGUGACACGAUAACACCGAAUACCCCGAUCAUUCCUCUUGAUCUGUCAGUAUCAUCUAUAGAAGCAUCUACUUCAAACGAGGACGAUUCCAAACUGGAAUCAAGCCAGGCACUGGAAAGGAAUAGUGUUCCCGAAAUCGUCGAGUCUGAAAUUACAAAUGUGGAAACUGAAGAAAUGCAUGCAACUAAUAGUUCAAUUAUAAUAGAUUCGGCAAUCCGACUGCCAUCGGAUAAUUCCAUAUUAUUGGGUGAGACUAGUAUUUUACCCAAUUUACCACCCUUUGAUACAACUGAAGAUGUCAUAGAUUUUAUUAUUCAGAAUGAAAUAGACAUACCUGAUGUGAUACCAUUGCCAUGGUAUGAUACUUUAGAAAUAAUAGUAGAAAAAGACCCCAUUAUUGACGCUCCUAAUAAAUGCUCUUCUCCUCAGAAUAACGCAUCAUCCAUACCAGCCAUUCCCAGUUGCAGCAAUAACACUAAUCAAGCAAAAAAUUCGCUUGAGUCCACAGUUGAUAGUCAGACUGCAAUAAAGUCUGUAAUAGAUCCCACUAAUAGUAUUAAUUCAUCGAAUGAUACAAAUCCAUCCAAUCCACUAGAAGGAUUUUUGAAAAUACCGGAUUUACCACAAAAGAAAUUUAAAGUUACAAAAAAAAUGCCUGCACCUUAUGGAUUAACAGGGCUCAAAUACAAAGAAUAUUUAAAAAAUCAGGACGAUGAGAAAAAAAUUAAGGAGGAAGAAUUAGCAAAUAAAAGAAAGGAACGAGAAGAAAAAAGACUGAACAAACAAAAAUCUCAAAGCAAAAAACGUGUUCAACUGAAACGCCCAAAAAAUCCCCUUAAAAAGCAAGCUAAGAAAAUGAAAGUAGAACAUGAUGAUCACACACAACCUGCCGAAGAUUUUAUAACAACAGAUAAUUUAGAAGCAAGUGAAGAGACUGAAAUAGAAACUAGGAGAACUACUACGACUUGUACUGAAUUUAAGGACAAUUUAUUUGAUAGAUAUGUACUGGUUCAAUUUGAGAGUGGAAAGAGAAUGCGUCAUUUUGUAGGAAAAGUGAUAAUGGUCAUAAAAACGUCAAAAAUAGCAACUCAUACUCUGGCGGCUUACCAACUCAUAUUCUGCGGGCAUUCACAUAAAUCAGCAAAAGAAUUACGGGAACGGCCAGAAGGUUCUCAUUGCAUCUCAUAG
Parnassius apollo (apollo) is the source of this 1851-nucleotide messenger RNA. The record is from the annotation of a GenBank genome assembly. NCBI's taxonomy places the organism in Eukaryota, Metazoa, Arthropoda, Insecta, Lepidoptera, Papilionidae.